Molecule: messenger RNA, 4156 nt
Organism: Dicentrarchus labrax (European seabass)
Lineage: Eukaryota; Metazoa; Chordata; Actinopteri; Moronidae
Gene: zbbx
Product: zinc finger, B-box domain containing
Exons: 24
Coding region: 206-3913 (1235 amino acids)
Biological process (GO): cilium movement
Cellular component (GO): motile cilium
Molecular function (GO): zinc ion binding
Source: RefSeq, a predicted model, not a curated record
CACAACCGCCCUGAGCGCAGCCUGGAGCGUGCCAACGUGUGUUACUGAAACAUUCAAUUUAAUGACCACAAGGCACUGAAAGAUUGAUAGUGCUAUCACAAGCCGGGGAACCGACCGAGAGUGGCGGAAGCAUAAGGAGAGACUCUUUGUUAAAAGCACAGCGAAAGACGCAGGAGGAAUACCUGAGCCCCCGGAAAGAAGAGGCAUGAAUUUAAAUGACUUUGUGGUGCUUCCGCACAACAAGGCCAAAUCCGUCAAGCUCAAUGCCAGGAACCUGCAAGAACUGCAGAUGGAGACGGUGACUCUGGGCCAGGAGAGCAAAGACAUGGAGGAGAAACUGCAACAGCUGAAAGAGAGCAUGAGUAAAGAAAAGGAGGAGAGAGGGCAUUCUGGAAGGUUUAGAUGGAAGUCUGGGCAGUGUGGUUCUUUAAACAGCAAUGCAACCAGCACCAAGAUGAACAAGGAGAACAGACUCCAAAAGCUGUCAGCAGGCAAGGUGAAGAUUCGAGUGCUGAAGGAUGAACCACUGACAGCCCCACCUCAGCCACCGCCUCCGCCGCCACCCAUUGCUGUUGGUCUUCGGACGACAAGAAGAAACAGGCUGAAGGGAAAAUCCUGUGGACAAUGUGAAGUCAAGACUGCUGAACUAAUGUGUGCUGAAUGCACAGAAGACUACUGCGUUGGCUGCUUUGCCAAAUUUCACCAGAAGGGGGCACUGAAGCUCCACAGAAUGAUCCCCAUUCAGGCAGACUUACAGACCCAUGUGAGCACUCGAGAUGUUGUCAGCUGCUUCCAGAAACAGAUUAGCCCUAGCUCCCCUCCUGCUCUCAAUCCCAGUCCCAAUUCUAAACCCAGUCCCAGUCACACAUUCACGUCUAAUGGAAUAACCAAACGAGGAAAUCAGAGUCCAGAAAAUGGAACAGAGGCUGUGGCAAAACCUAUGCCGUUGCACCCUGAUCCCAGCCAGGUGUUUCUCUUGAAUUAUGGAGGGGAGAAAAAUGUGGAAAUGAUUGAGGAGGGGCUGAAAAGGAAGGAUCAGAGGGAAUUCCCCACCUGUCUUCUUAGAGGAGAGUACGAUGAGGAGGAGUCUGCGAGAUCUUUCCAGGAGGCUCUCAGUCAGUGGAGAGGAGAAAGGACUGAUGGAACAGGAGAAGCUAUGACUGAGGAUGCAAUGUGGACACCGGUCCGACCAGACAGAAUAUCUAACACGUGCAGUCUAGUACAAUGCAAUACAAGAACUUUACAACAAAUAGCUGGAAUGGUCUGUGGGGAAGCAAAUGUGGGUGAUAACUUUGAAGUGAUUUGUCACAUAUCAGUGUCAGCGAUGGCGACCCAGACUGACCUUGCUUCAGACAGAGGAGCUGAAGGACAAGGAAGAAGAAGAAGGGGGGGAGAAGAUAGGGUACCUGUCACACUGGAGUUCACCAAAAACAGCCUUACCUACAUGGACAGAUUGCUUCUCAAGAAGCACCGCAGAACACCAAUUGAAAUGUAUCAUCCAUCGUUGGCCACCGUUGGUACAGAUUUAAACUCACUGACUAAAACAAACAAUGAAGAAGAGACUGAAAGCAGCCUAACAGCUCAGGAGGAGGAUUUCCGUCGCUACUGUGCAUCAUUGUUUGCUGUCCCUGUCAGCAGGGGCAGAAUUGAGCCUCAGAUUACUACACCUGAAUCGUGCCUCAUCAUAGAAGUCCUGGAUGAGGGACACAGAGACAUUGAUGGGGAUUUUGUUGCUGAGCAGAGGACAGACAAAAACAGAAUGGUUCCCUCUGUUCAGCAGGUCCUCAGUAAGGGAAAAACUCUGGUGCCUCAAACAGCCUUCACCAGUGCUGGGUCCUCAAGAGUCAGACGUUUGUCUCCCAGUUCAACACAAUCAUACCAGCAGUCUAGAGCCCCAGCACAACCCAAAGCAGCUCAGAAGUCACAUCUAACUAAACCUCAGACACAAGCAGAACACUCAAGGAAAUCAUCGUCCUCUAAAAGUAAGCCAUCAGUAUGCCCGACUGCUGAGACUCCAAGGACUUCAAAGACAUCAAUCAAGACACCAACUCCGACUUCACAAAAGCCCAAUUGCUCUCCCACUGUCCAUAAAUCAAAACCUGACCAUGGAUCACCACGACUUUUGUCCUCUCCUUCAUUACCACAUUCCCAAACUGAGAUCCCUAAAUCAUCACAUGGCAUCUCAUUUCAGCCUGAUGCCUUUCCUUUGGCUAGUGCCAGACCACCAAUCCCAGAAGAGUAUCCUUCCCCUUCUUCAUCCAUAUCCUUUUCUCUUGGGUGUACGUUCACAGUCUCACCAUCAGGCUCCACUGAAACAACCCUAUUGCCAAAAGUUUACCAAUCAACCCCAUUACAAAAAGCCUCAGACUCAUCUCCGUUACCAGAACAAUGUCAAUCUCCCAAGUUAUUCCCAGAACCAAUCUCAUCACUGAAGCUUUCCCAACCCCCUCCUAGCAAUCUGGAGUCUCCAAGGCAAUCCCAAUAUUCCUUCUGUGACCCUGAGUCUCUCCUAUCAGAUGAUCAACUCCAGCUGCCUCUGUCACAUGUGUCCUACAGUCCAAACCCAAUACCAAAAUCUCUGGAACAAAGUCCACCUUUGAAAACCCUAUCCUGUUCAUCUCUACUUAAAGAGUCCCCUCCAGGUGCAUAUUCUAAACAUAGGUCAACUCCAGCGAAUGAAGAUGCUCCAGUUUUUAUGUCUUCUACCCCCAUCUCUGGUGACCACGAAUCAUCUCUAUCACCUCAGGAUACACAGUGUAUCCCAUCUCUUCCACUACAUCUCUUAAAUGUCAUCAAAAGUUCUCAUUUAACUGUGAAAAUGGAGGAGGAAGAGGAGCUAUCAAUAGAAGACAGUGGAGAUGAAAUGUCCAGUGAUAGCCUGGGUCUGGCUCCAGAUGAGGAAGACUCUUCAGACGAAGAAGCAGAGAUGUGUGGAUGUUUAACGAGAGGGCGAUCUGGAGAAGAAGAGCAACGGAAUACUGCCAUACCUCAUCUAGAAGAAUCCUUUGUUCCUACAAAUGCAGAAAGAAAAAAAGCUUUGCAGAUGGAUGAGCAAGAACAGCUGUCAGAACCAUCCAUGGAGGACACUGGCACGGGAAGAACAGCUAACCCACCACACCGUUGUGAGAUGCUCUCGCCAGCUCCAGGGGUGAUGCACAAGCAGAGUGCUGGGUCUGGAUCAGAGCAGUUCUGUGAUCUUGAUGGGUUUUCGCCCCUGGGUUUGGACAUGAAUUCUGGUCACUCCGACACACCAGAACACACACAUUGUGACUCACUGCACACAAGGCAAACUUUCCCGUAUGAUUCAGACCCAACAGGGUCAGAGGGUUACGAGCCAAGCAGCAGCCUCAGUAUCUGCACUGAGGAACACCUGGUUUUCGAAAUGAUGAAGGACACCCACACGCAGCCAACUGGAAUUCAAAUUCACUCAACCAAACCCACCAGGAGAGGAGAAAUAUCAGAAAAUGAACUAGGAACAUCUGGUAGAUGGUCAGGGUCUCACCUGCCUGGCAAGUCCACGCCAACUCUCUCUCGGGUUCCUGCUGCCUGCUGCCUGCCCCGUCCCACAUUGGGCUCAGACGUGGGUCCAGCAUUUCGUCCGUUGUCCGGAGCAGCCCAGGAGAUCAUGGAGAUCUGUAGUGUGGACCAGAUGGGCUGUGAGGACCCUGACCUGGACACUGAGACAACUGCACACACAGUCCAUGAACUGGAGCAGGAACUCAAACUCAUGGCUAAGGGAGCAGACAUACACAUAGAAACAGGGAAACAGGCUUCAGAAUUUGGUGCAGGAAACAGUGGAAGUCAAGAACAGCAUGGAAAUCAUCACUUCACACGGGGCAGAGUCAGCGAGGAACAAAGGGAUGAGGAGGCGGCUGCACAGAGAGACCAGCAGAGUGUCCUCUUACUACCCUGAGAUAUUUACAUACACGCACAUAAACACACACGCUUUUUAAAUAACAACAAAUCAGAAGACAUGCACGUGUAGAUACAUGUCUAUGACAGAGUAAAGCAUGCAAAAACACGUCAUUUUAAAUUGUGUUCCAGUGAGGUGAAGACCCCUAAGACUGAAUCUUGUGCAGAUAGAUGAAAAUAAAAAUGUGUUGCUUUGAAAAAAACAAAACAUUGCUGAAUAUUGAUUAAAUAUUAUUGUGAUUGA